Messenger RNA from Melitaea cinxia (Glanville fritillary), 981 nucleotides. Its product is annotated as nucleolar and coiled-body phosphoprotein 1-like. The coding region runs from base 346 to 981 and encodes 211 amino acids. The record is from RefSeq and is a predicted model, not a curated record. The transcript has 4 exons. Lineage: Eukaryota; Metazoa; Arthropoda; Insecta; Lepidoptera; Nymphalidae.
AUAAUAUAGAUCAUUGACGCCAUUUUGCGCCGCAUUUGAACCUAUUAUUAUGAUAAGGUUCUCUUUCUUACACGAGCAAUUUCCAUAAGAGGGAAGGAACAAGUAUCCGAAUUCACUAGCUUUCUCCCUUUGUAGUUUUGUACCUACCUAAAUUUUUAUGCGAAAGAUUUGUAAACAUGGUGGCCAAGUAAAGUAAAAUUUAAGUGCUUAGCUGAUGUGAUUCGUUUUUUUCGUGUAUUAUUGGAGAAAAUCAAAGUGAUUACUGCUAUGUAUAUGCAUACCCUGUGAGUGAAAUGAAGAAAUACAUUGUAUUGUAUUUUGGUACAUCUUGACCAACCUUGAAAAAUGGGCACAGAGGUGCCAAAAACUCAAGAUUCAAGUGGUGAUUCGGAUUCAAACAGUGAUUCCGAGAAAAGUACUUCCAGUGGAUCAUCAGGAAGUGACUGGGAAUGUUCUGGUAAUAAACAGAGCAACACGCGGAAACCGCACUUCUCGGUUACAUCUUGUGACACUGGAUUGAAGUUAAAAAUUGCUGCAAUUCCACCACGAAAAUCAACACCUAAAAAAACUGUCAAGCCAUCGGUUAAAAAGAAACCAAAUGAGGUUUCGUCGAAGUCACCAAAAGAUAAACCAGUGAAAAAACAAGUCUCUGAGAGCAGUUCAAGCUCGGAUUCAUGUAGUAAAUGUUCUUCUGAUUCAUCGAGCGAAGAUGAUUUGCCUCUGAAAACUGUUAAGAAGAAUUUGCCGUCUAAAUGUUCACCACAAAAAACAAAAUCAAAAAAUAUUAUAAAAAGUGAUAGUGAUGAAGAAACUUGUGAGAAAGACUUAGCUAAAAGUAAGGAAAAGUCAUGUUCUUUGAAGACUAUUGUUAACGUGAAAAAGAUUAAAAGUGAUGAAACAAACAAUGAUACAAAUGUGAAGAGAGGAGUGGGACGACCGCGCUCAAAGGUGAGUAGUGAAAUUUAUUUUAACACACGAUAA